Messenger RNA from Aspergillus tanneri, 2046 nucleotides. RefSeq names its product Zn(II)2Cys6 transcription factor. The transcript has 3 exons. The coding region runs from base 1 to 2046 and encodes 681 amino acids. Gene Ontology annotation, molecular function: DNA binding; zinc ion binding; DNA-binding transcription factor activity, RNA polymerase II-specific. Lineage: Eukaryota; Fungi; Ascomycota; Eurotiomycetes; Eurotiales; Aspergillaceae. Gene Ontology annotation, biological process: DNA-templated transcription; regulation of DNA-templated transcription. The record is from RefSeq and is a predicted model, not a curated record.
AUGGAGAUGACUUUCCAUAUCAGCCAAGACGGAAAAACGCCAAAACGCAAAUAUACCCCUAUCGCCUGUGAUGCUUGCCGUAAGCGAAAGAAAAAAUGUCACCAUGAGGAAAAACUCCGAGAAUGGGUUGCCCCUGCACUACCCCGUGGAGACAGGAAGUUCAUCCAUCACACUCUGAAUGCAAGCCAUGGGUUACAGCCCUCACAGCUGGCUUCUGCUACCAGUAGAAUGAGAGAGCCCCGACCACACGAUGAACAAAGACCCAGUAGGGUCCAGCCAAGCAGAAGAGGAAACAAUGCACCACGGACAUCUGGAAAUAUUUUCACGCACCGCUUCAUCGGUGAUCUAAACCCGGUUGUGUUUUUCAUGAAUGAUGCAAGCACGAGACUGAUUCGCGGCCGUGCUCACCAAAGUGACGUUGGUGAGUGGCUGGAGGAUGAGGAUGAAAUUCUUGAAGAUAGAGAGGGCACUUUAAAUGGAAGGCUAUUAUCGAAUGAGAUUCAACUCCGGGAGUUUCAGCGAAGUAGCGCUCUCCUUCCCACACGACAGAGCCAGGAGGGAUUAAUUGAUGUCUAUUUCCGCCAUAUACAUCCGGUUCUACCGCUAAUCGAUGAGUAUGACUUUCGAACACUGUUUAGAGAAGGGACCGCUUCUCCUUAUCUUCUGCAGGCAGUAUGCCUUGUAGCCUCAAAACAUCACGAGGCCCGGCCAUUUCUUCUCCUCUCUGAUCGUGCCGACACUGUUCCCCUCGAAACUUUCAGUAAUCUUCUUUACGAUGACCUAACUCACGCUGUGGCAAUGAAAAGAGAGAGAAAAAAGGCGACAAUGAUACAAGUCCUCGCCUUGCUCAGUUUGCAUGCUCCGGGACCUGAGAGUUUUGAGGAUGCUUCCAUGUACCUGACGCAGGCUAUUCACCAUGCCUACACGAUAGGACUGCACUUGACAAAAGGUGUACCAGCACAAAAUGAAAUAUCACUUGUCGCUCUGUUUUGGUGUCUGUGGAGUCUCGACCGCUGGAACGCCGCAAUUCACGGGAGGCCAUUGAUAAGCAACGACAGAGAUAUAGGGCAGCAACUCACGGACGUGAUUGACCUAUUUGAAGCGCCGUUUAGAGUUUGGCUUUCUUUGGCAUCCACGAUGGGGGAGGUCAUGGUUGUGUACCGGCCGACCUUGGACACGCCCGUCAAUGGAAACAAGCCCGAGAUCCCAAGAUUCGAGGAAGUGCUUGACAGCUGCAACGGAUGGAAUAUGUCAUCAGAACAAUUGUUGUUUCUCGAACUGGCGUAUCAUGCCAUUGCUGUUCUGGCCUCGCGGGCUUGGGGUCUGAAAAACCUGCCGCGAGCCCACACCUUAUACUUAAGGCAAGACCUCUCUGUAUAUCGCAUGGCAACGUUGACGCAAAUGUGUGAAAUGGGAAAGUUCUUACCUUUACCAGUAGUUUCAUACGCAAUAUCCUUAGGAUUCUCGAUUUCAUACAAGCAACUAAAGAGGUGUCAACUCCCGAGUACCCAGCACACAGCAAAGCGACACCUUCAAACUUUCUAUAAGAGUCUCGAAGCCUUAGGCCAGACAUGGUGGUCGGCACAGGUCAUGAGUAGGCUUGGGCAACGUGCUUUGGACGGUAUACAUCGCAUGGCUGAAAGAGCGAAUCAGAAUUCUGCAAUGGUGAAUUAUUCAGAGAAAGAUGCAACCGCACGCCCAAACACUUUGGCCAGUUUCCCCUGUGAUGUUGAAACACCGAGUUCUGUUAGGGGCGACUAUUCCGAUGCGAGCCCAAUGGAUGAAGCCGCAGCGACUGAAUCUCAAGCACGACUUGUGAACCAGGCACUCUUGGCUGAAACUAACCCACUGUCAUUUGACUUCGCAAAUAUUGACCAUGAUAACUGGAGCAAUUUUACAGCGGACCCCAUGUUUGAGGGUAUUGAUAAUUUUCUUGGAAACUUCCUGGAUAUUAAUAUCCCCAAAGGGUCGACCCGUCCAGUCUUUAUGCACUCUGAUGUGGCAAGGAAUUCGGGUAGCUUGGAUUACUCCGGUCUUUAUCAGUAG